AUGGGUGACUAUUGGUUAAAUGAACAUGAUAAUAUUGUAAAACUUAUAAAUUCAUUAACAGCAGAUAUAAAAGAAUAUUCAAUUCAACAAAGAAAUAAUCCUGGUAUCGUUCAAAAGAAUACACCAGCUAAACUUAGAAAUGGUUUAGUUCAUAUUACAAAUGAAAUUUUAAGAUUACAAGAUAGUUUAACAUAUGGUAAUAAUAGAAAUAUACAGGAAAAAGAAUUACUAAGAAGAAAGAAUAAAGUCGAAAGUUUAAUAUCAAUGAAAAAUCAAUUAAAUUCAACAUUAGAUGCUGCAAUAAAUAAUACAUCACAAAAGAAUGAAUUAAUGGGUAAUAAUAAUGGUGUAGGUAUUGGAUAUAGUAAUAGACAAUUUGGUAAACCAAAAGAAACAGAGGCAACUAAACAAUUUGAUAAUCAACAAUUAUUUACAAAUCAACAACAUAUUAUGAGAGAACAAGAUGAAUCAUUAGAUUUAUUAUCACAAUCUAUUAUGAGACAAAAGAAUAUGGCCCAUGCAAUGAGUAAUGAAUUGGAUCAACAUAAUGAAAUGUUGGAUGAUGUUGAAAUUGGAACUGAUGCCGUUUCAAUGAGAUUAAGAAAUGCAAAUCGUAGAAUGGAAACAAUAAAACAAAAUGCUGGUAGUACUUGUAUGAUUGUUUGCAUUGUAAUUUUAAUUAUAUUAAUAGUUGUUUUAAUUGCAACUGAUUCUGGUUGUAAAAUUUAUAAUGAUCCAAAGCAUUGUCCUUAA
Dictyostelium discoideum AX4 is the source of this 753-nucleotide messenger RNA. RefSeq lists its product as hypothetical. The transcript is spliced from 4 exons. The record is from RefSeq and is a predicted model, not a curated record. The coding region runs from base 1 to 753 and encodes 250 amino acids. Gene Ontology annotation, cellular component: membrane. NCBI's taxonomy places the organism in Eukaryota, Evosea, Eumycetozoa, Dictyosteliales, Dictyosteliaceae.